Molecule: messenger RNA, 5142 nt
Organism: Fusarium odoratissimum NRRL 54006
Lineage: Eukaryota; Fungi; Ascomycota; Sordariomycetes; Hypocreales; Nectriaceae
Exons: 3
Coding region: 196-5142 (1648 amino acids)
Source: RefSeq, a predicted model, not a curated record
CUUUCCAUUCUAACCUUUUGUUACUUCCCCAAUUUUCUGCCAAUUCAUAUCACAGCACUACCCUUGAACCUUCAAUACUAUCUUCUCAGCUUCCUAGUGCAAGAGGAGCAAGCAGCCACCGCGUCUUGCAUUCAGUACGCAAGACACAGAACUUCUCAUUUCUUUCUUUAGAUAUUUUCCCGCUUGGCCAGAAAAAUGACGGUAUCAUCAAACUCCAAUGAUCGUGAUCCUUCCAACAGGGCUUUGGGGCCAUCCGACGCUGCAACUUACAGCAUCUAUGCCAGCUCUGCAGGCCAAAGUCCCGGUGAAAAUAUUCAGGUUUUGGCAGCAGGAAGUAACCUGGAUAAGUUCGUGGCAGGCUUAAACUCCAGCCAAGUCAUCACUUUAUCCAGCGCGCCAAACCCCACUGCCAAUUUCAACGAUUCUGACGAGACCAUAAAAUGGUUUCAGAACCUUGAUGCCGAUGCCAGUGGCUCCAUCACCGUCGAUGGGUCAGCAACAAAGAGCAUUGAAAGCUUCCAAUUUUCCCUCUCUCAGCCCUGGCCGCUUGAAUUCAGCUCCGCCAGCGAUGUUCUGCUCUUCACAUUUGGGUCCACCGGCCUUCUGGGUGGCGAUGACACAGGGUCCCGAAUUGAAGCACCUGGCAUUGACUCUACUGGCAACAUGCUGAUUUGUGGUCUUGACUUUGCCAACAUGGAAGAUAUCACCGGGUUCACAGUAAAGGACGUCUUCAAGAACGCUAAUCAAGAAGGGAUGACUGAUUACAUCCCUCUUGUCAUCCUCGGCCUCGAAGUGACACUGAACAAGCCUCCCGCUGACGCAGAACCCAAGAGGAACGCUCUGUGGUUCGUCCCAUCAGCGGAUAAACGGCUCGAGACCCGCCUACAGUUCCAGCUGUCAGAGUUCGACGACUUGCAGAAACUCUUCUCAAUUGCCUUAAACGGCCUGGUGAUUGAGAGCGCAGACGUCGUAUACAAGAGCAAAAUGCUACUGGCUGUGACAGAAAACGGCGAGCAGCCUCUCUUCGAUGGUCAAGUGACAUUCAGUAUCGAAUGCUCCCUCAAUAGCGCUGGAAGUACAGUCUCUAUGCUCGCAGGCGUCGAAUUCACUGCUACCACGAUUGACUUUACCUUCAUGUUCCUCUCCCCAGAUCCACUGGCUGGAAUACUGAGCUGGCUGGCUGGACUUGCGGAUGAUGAAGAAGUUGAGACAAUCGUCAAUGAAAUUCUGGGCAAGGAAGAAGGUGGACAGAAGGUUCUGCCGGACGCCAAUUUGCGAAGACUGCGCAUCGGACUUGAUACAAGAAAGGAUCCGCAGAAUCCCAGACUCGGGUCCUUUUCUUUUGACAUCGAGGUCUCUGCGAACUUUGGCCGUGGUGAGAGCACUGAUACUCCUGUCUUCUUGAUCACGUACAAUUGGAAUCGGUCUAGCGGUACUUAUGGUACUCUUUCUGGACAGCUAUGGAACGACUUUGACACGUCCGAUGACCUGGACCUGGAACCAGAGGGAGAGAAGUGGGCUAUUUUGAAGCCACUGACGGCUUCACCUGCGUUGUCUAUCGAAAUUGCCACUCUGAUCCCCGGCCAGACAGUGGUCGAUAUCCCUGACACCCUGCCUUCCCAGAUAACCGUUGCUUCCAUUGAGUUAUCACAGGAAUCGUUUUCCCUUAGCUGCCAAGCGACUGCAAACCCGCCAUCUCCAGGUUCAGCUCCUCAACCCUAUCUCGGCGAGGUUGUUCUCGCUGCCUACUUCAACUGGGGCAGCAGCUCAGGGUUCACUUUUGACUUUGGGAUAUCAGUCCUCAUCGACCCCCCAGAGGAUUCUGAGCUCGAUCUUCCUGCUUCCUUUGUCGGAACCCUCGGGUACAAUUCUGCUAAAAGGUCCUGGGAGCUCACGGCUUCCAUUAAUGGAUUGUAUGCAGCUGUGCUAGCCGAGUUCUUCCACGAUGAUGAGAAAGCCCAUGUUGGGCCGCUGAUCAAUUCCAUUGCUAUCAACACCUUGUCUGUUGAGUACACAUAUGAGCAACAGAGCGGUAAUAAUCCCAAAUCUGUGGGCAGCAGGUUCGCUAUCUCUGGCGACUUGGUCAUUGCGGGGUUGAGAUUGAAUCUCGACUUCACCUACACAUCAAGUGGCUUUGCCUUCUCUGCGGCCCUUAACCCGGCUCAGAGGGAUGCCACUAUUGGAGACAUCUUGACGGAUCUUCUUGGUUCUUCUUUUGACAUACCAGACUUUGUCUCCGACACCUUGAUUGUCGGCGACAAUCAGGACGCGUUCCGUAUCAACAUCCAGAAAAUGAAAGACGAUUCCAACGUCGAGUCAUUCCAGUUCCUUGCCAGUCUCAAAAUUGGCCAACUUCAAUUCCUAUUCUCCCAGCUUCACAGCACCAAAUGGGGUCCCAAGGAUCCUUCAAAGCGACUGUUCAAAGCAGCCAUCAAUGGCUUUGGGAACAUGAAACUUGAGAUUCCUCUUGUCGGCACGCUGUACCAGCCACUUGAUGAGCUGUACUUCCUCUUCGCCCAGGAUCCCAAACCACCAAGAGCACCUGGACAGCUCACUGGGCUCACGCGAGAAGAUAUUGGUCUACUCAACAGCGGCGUAUUGAAAAGCGAUCAGCUGCUUGUUGCUGAUAAGAUUAAGCCUGACAAGGCACAGCCAAGCGACCUUCUAGUGCCGUCUGGAUGUCACUUCGCAGUCAUUAUUCGCAACAUGGCCAAGGGUGAGCGCGCGUGUCUGCUCAGCUACGGUUUCAUGACACCCAAACCUUCGUCCUCCCAAGCCCUGGUCUCUGGUGCCGAGCAAAAGGGCAGAAGACGCACCGAGGAAGAAAUGGACGAUGGAGGUCCCAGUGCCCAAGCGCCAUUCAAAAAGGAUACAGGGCCGGUGGCCAUCAGCAACGUUAGUCUCAAGUACAAAGCGAAGACACUGUCGAUCGUCUUUGACGCUACCUUCCAGCUUGGACCGAUUGGAUUCUCUCUUCUUGGCUUCACCCUCAACACCCGAUUCAAGACACUGGACGAGUUACCAACAAUCAGUGUCAACAUCGAUGGCUUAGCAGCAUCCUUUGACAGACGUCCAUUGACAAUCGCUGGUAUCAUCGUGCACGGCAAUGACGGCGCCAUGGAUUACUACGCCGGUGGUCUGAUCAUCGGCUUCCGUCCCUAUCAGUUCCAAGCAGCCGGCUUCUACGGCGUCAUCACUCUGCCAAACAGCAGCAAAGGUUUUCAGAGCGUGUUCGUGUUUGCAAAGCUCAAUGGUCCACUCAUGACGCUUGCGUUUGCUGAGAUCAGUGGAAUCUACGGUGGUUUUGGGUACAAUAGCAGCGUCAAGCUGCCUUCUGUAGACCAAGUGUCGGAUUUCCCCUUCAUCAACAGCGGUCGUCUCAGCGAUAACGAGAAUGCGCAGCAAGUGCUUAUGGAGCUCGUGGACCCUUCAGCUGGUGGAUGGUUUCAGCCACUUGACAGCACGUACUGGGGCGCGAUUGGCAUGAAGCUCUCUGCGUUCCGCAUGCUGAGCGUUGACGCAGUGGUCGCUGUACAGUUCGGUGACUCGGUCAAGCUGGGCAUUUUCGCUGCAGCAGUCUGCGACAUUCCGUCUUCCAAUUCACGACUCAAGCUGGCCCAUGCAGAACUGGGUAUUGCAGCUGUCUUGGAUUUCGACUAUGGAUUCCUCAAGAUCGAGGCGCAGCUAUCACCCCGCUCAUACAUCCUCAGUCCCAACUGCCAUCUCACCGGCGGCUUUGCUCUUUGCUACUGGUUUGAUGCACCGCUCGCUGAUCGGGCCAGAAUAGGAGACUUUGUCUUCUCCUUGGGCGGGUACCACCAAGCUUUCCGCGUUCCUGUCGGUUAUCCUAAUCCCCCUCGGCUAGGUAUUAGCUGGGACCUGGGUGGUGGUUUGUCCAUCUCUGGAGAAGCAUAUUUUGCCAUCACUACCAAGGCAUGCAUGGCUGGUGGGCGUCUCCAUGCUGCGUUUAAAGCAGGACCUCUCUCUGCCUGGUUCGAUGCCUUUGCCAAUUUCCUUAUCAAUUAUCGACCCUUUUACUUUGACAUGUCAGCUGGUGUCUCAGUCGGAGUCGGAUUCAGCAUCGAUUUCUGGUUCAUCCACAUUCGCAUUUCAGUCCAAAUUGGUGCUGAGUUGUACCUCUGGGGACCACCUGUUGCUGGUCGCGUUCACGUUGACUUCUGGAUCGUUGCUUUCGAUAUCAAUUUUGGCGAUCACCACCCCAAGAUCGACCCUGUCAGGCUGUCCGAGUUCUACGAACUUGUUCUUCAGGACUCGCCUGCAUCAUCCUUUGCCUCUGCCUCUGCCCUGAUUACAGGGAAACAGCAGCAGGAACCUAUUGCAGCGUCCACUUUGACUAGACCCAAGAAUGAGGCACAUAACUUCCUUGCUGAGUCUGGAUUGUUGAACCCUGAUGACCAACCAGAGCGGGGACAGGAAGACCCCUGGACUGUCCGAGCUGGUGCAUUUGUGUUUGUUGCAGAGUGCAAGAUGGCCAUAAGUACCGUCAAGACAAGCGAAAGUGGUACUCCAAUCUUUCAAGGCAGCGACGUUUUCAGCAAGCCAAUGGGACUGACAACACCCAUGACUUCGACCCUGCAGAUUCAAGUAAUCCAUGAGGAUGGAAUCGACCGCGAAGAGGACUGGCAAUUCGAGAGAUAUACUCAGAUGCUUCCGAGCGCUCUCUGGGCAAAGUAUGACCGCCGAACUGAUCCACGUCAGAGUGGAAACAACGUUGGUGAUUUGCUCAAUACCAAUGAUGGCAGCCCUCCUCUCAUGACAGGCGUGAGAGUCACUGCACCCAGGCCUACCAUGUCUCCCGAUCCAUUCCCAGCUUACAAGGUUGCAGACGCAGACCUCCAAGAGCUGACCGCAGAGCGGAAGCUGCCUGUCAUGGUUACCGCUGACAAUGCAUGGGAACCAGUCAAGCCGAACGACAUUGUGAAGCAGCGAUACGAAGACAUUCAUGAGGCUUGGGUGAACCCUUCGCUGAAAGAAGAGGGACAGCAAAGCUUCGUGGGCGCCUUGGCCGAGGGCUUGGGAUGGAGUGAUGCGAGUCAGCUGAAGAGCCUUGCUGGAAUUCCGGAGAGAUUGAAGAGGGGCUUUAUGAACAUGUAUGUCGCGUCUCCAUUGCUGACUGCCUGA